AUGGAAGAGAAUCAUCGGUUGCAAGUCAUUGAAGAAGGUCCAUAUGCUGAUCCAGGGCGAUAUCGUCGUCUUGUCGGACGCUUAGUGUAUCUCACGGUUACAUGUCCUGAUCUUACUUAUGUUAUUCAUAUUCUUGCACAGUUUCUCAAGAAACCGCAGGUCAAACAUUGGGAAGCAGCACUUCGGGUGGUUCACUAUCUUAAAGGCUGUCCUGGACAAGGGAUUUUGUUGACUGCUAAUACUGAUCUUACACUCUCUUCUUAUUGUGAUGCUGACUAUCAGACCUGUCCUCGUACUCGCCGCUCAUUGUCUGGUUAUGUUAUACUUCUAGGUGGGUCUCCUAUUGCGUGGAAAAUAAAGAAGCAAAAGACAGUUUCACUCUCUUCUGCUGAAGCAGAGUAUCGGGCGAUGCGUUACACGACUGGUGAAUUGAAGUGGGAACAUGAACUUCUAUCCUACUUUGGGGUUCGACAUGAUACUGCUAUACCACUUUUCUGUGAUAAUCAAGCUGCUCUACAUAUUGCAGCAAACCCUUUUUUUCAUGAGCGUACUAAGCACAUUGAUGCAGAUUGCCAUUUUGUACGAGACGCACUCAAGGCUGGGCUUAUUGCGACCUUCAAGAUACACACUUCCAACCAGGUUGCUGAUAUUUUCACUAAGUCUCUUGGCGGUCCACCAUUUUCUUAUCUUUUGCGCAAGUUGGGCAUUCGGGAUCUUCAUGCGCUAACUUGA
Molecule: messenger RNA, 732 nt
Organism: Camelina sativa (false flax)
Lineage: Eukaryota; Viridiplantae; Streptophyta; Magnoliopsida; Brassicales; Brassicaceae
Source: RefSeq, a predicted model, not a curated record